Botrytis deweyae is the source of this 2220-nucleotide messenger RNA. RefSeq lists its product as uncharacterized. The record is from RefSeq and is a predicted model, not a curated record. Lineage: Eukaryota; Fungi; Ascomycota; Leotiomycetes; Helotiales; Sclerotiniaceae. The coding region runs from base 1 to 2220 and encodes 739 amino acids. The transcript is spliced from 5 exons.
AUGUCUCCGCGACUUGUAUCAUCACUAUGGGUGAUUAUACUGUUUCUUAAUUUUGGUCAGGCUGCUGUUCUUUUUUCAAAUUCAACCACUUCCGCAACCCCGGCAUCUACAGUAUCAGCAUCUAUCCCUUCUACAAUCACACCUUCCGCUACUCUUUCAUAUGCAAAUGUUCAAUCAACGACACAGUUUUUUCCUAUUACUCCUGGGCCAUACUGGGGAAACCAAUCCAUUCCAAUCAAUACCUGCACAGAAUGGAAUCUUAAUGGAAUCACUCCCCAAUUGAUCUGGACGCCAUGUCAUAUAUUCGCCGGAACAGUCCAAUUGUCAUACUUUCCUCAAGCAAGUGGAAAUAUAUCCUACCCCUCCACAUAUUACAAUGAAGCUAUAGGGAUUACAAUGACUUCUCCAUCAAUGUACAUGGUCAUAAAUACCAUUAGUGGAUAUAAUAGUUGUGGUCAAGUUGGUCCAACAAUGAGCAAUGUAAUUAUUUCGAUGAAUCCUAGCGAUGUCUCUACAAUUGCCCGCUACACGGCGUCUGAUCAGCAAGUCAAUACAACGCCAGCUGCGCUGCUUACUCUGAGCGAUAUCAUUUCAGGAUGUUCAACAAUUACAUUGACCGAAUCUUCGACUAACGGUGCUAUCCAAAGUAUGCAUGCUAUGGACAAUGACUAUAAUAGAUGUUUUCCUGCCCUGGCUAUCCCUACACCCCAGAUUGAAUCACUUGGACUACCAUAUUUUAGACACUGUGGCCAAGAUAAUGCACGACUUGGUCUUUUUGAUCCACCAGGAGCUGUACCCCCCGUCAACGCACUUCUUCCUGUCACAUCAGCAACUCCAGCAACUUCAACUUCAAUUCCAGCGAGUACCGCUAAAUCACCAUCACCAAGUCAACCAUCAAAAACAUCCACUGUCAACUCUCCUUCUAGCACAUCCACUUCUGAUGUUCAAGUCCCAAAAUCUAGUUCAGUGCCUUCAGAUACUAGUGUUCCACCCUUAGAGGCAUCGUCAUCUAAUGUACUCUCAACUUCUGUUUUAGCUGUACAAGACCCAACUACUACCGUUGAUUCACCACAGCCUGUAUCGUCAGUACCUGUUAUCCCAGCCAACACACCAAUUCCAAUCGCAACAAUUGCUUCUUCAGUCAUCUCCGUGAUUCCUGGUGACUCGACAGUAGUUAUAGGAGACCAGACUGCCUCUUUAGGUGGAGCUCCUAUUACCAUUUCUUCUUCCAUUGUUCAACUCACGCCAUCUGGCUUGGUCAUUGCAAAUGAAAAUGAAGACCCAUCCCAAUCAAGUAUUUACACAAUUCCAACCACUACGGCCGUCGCAUCAGCGGUGUCGCCAAGUAAAAUCGCUACUCUCGCUGGUGGAGAAAUUAUCUCGGCAAUUCCAGGUGCAUCGACUUUAAUCGUGGCCGGUCAAACAAUUACUUCCGGUGCUCCAGCAAUAACACUCUCGGGUUCCGGUUCAAUUGUUAGUCUUGGGUCUCAAGGUCUUGUAGUCCAAGAAUCGAAUGGAGUCGUAUCAGCCUACAGUAUCCCAACUGCUGCACCCGUACCUGCAGUUGUAUCGAGCGCGAUUGCUACUCUUGCAGGAGGCGAGAUUGUUUCUGUAGGGACUGAUGCAUCAAACUUGAUUCUCGGUUCCCACUCCCUCGUUGUCAAUGGCCCAGCGAUCACACUCUCCAAUUCAGCUGUCGCCACCCUUGGUGCUGCGGGUUUAAUCGUGCAAUAUGCUGGAAGCAUUGUAUCCACCAUUCCUCUUUCUGCCGCAACGUCUCUACCAAUUCAUUUGGCAAUAUCAGAAGCCUCUGUUACGGAAAUUCGAACCAGCGAAAUAGUAAUUUACAGUUCCGGAAAGCCUGUAUCAACAUAUUACAGUACUUUGACUGACACUACUUCCAUCACCGAAAUUCGAACUAGCGAAAUAAUAGUCUAUAGUUCGGGCAAGCCGGUGUCGACAUUCUAUAGCACCUACUCAAGUUCAAAAAAUGUAGCCAUCAGUGGCAGUAGUACUACAAGCCCUGCAAGCGAGCCCGAUAUUCUGGCUAUUGAAACUGGAAAUAGAGGUGCUAGCUCGACUUCAACUAAAAGUGCGGACACAUUUGCUAUUACUAAUAUUGUCUUCAAUGGUGGUGUUGAUGGUUCGAAGAGAGGGUUAAUUAAUGGAUUAAAUUUUGUGGGAUUACUGGGCGUAUGGGGAGUGAUGAAUACUUUCUGA